Molecule: messenger RNA, 2072 nt
Organism: Cannabis sativa
Lineage: Eukaryota; Viridiplantae; Streptophyta; Magnoliopsida; Rosales; Cannabaceae
Product: protein TIFY 6B
Exons: 7
Coding region: 153-1343 (396 amino acids)
Biological process (GO): regulation of defense response; regulation of jasmonic acid mediated signaling pathway; response to wounding
Cellular component (GO): nucleus
Source: RefSeq, a predicted model, not a curated record
CGGUCAAUAUCUUAUAAAUAACUACUCUCUCUUCUCUACAGAGAAAAAAUCUCUCUCUGCUUUUUUGUGUUGUUGUAAGCUUUUUCCUUCAAUCAAAAGUUUUUGUGGGUUUUGUGGCCAAGAGGGUUUGAUUUAGUUUAGUAGGCAGUGAAAUGGAGAUGGAGAGAGAUUUCAUGGGAUUGAGCUCAAAAGAUUCAAUUUUUAUGGCGAAGGAGGAAGUUGCCAAUGAUGGGUCCAAAGACUCAGGUUAUUUCAAGGGUUUAGGUGCUCAAUGGCCUUUUUCAAACAAGGUUUCUGCUCUGCCUCAUUUGAUGUCUUUUAAGGUUGGUCAAGAUGAUAAGGUUAGAAAAACUAUGGCAGACUCCAUGUCUUCUGGAUUUGGUACUCUCCCAACAACAAUAGAUGCAUUUGACCAAAACCAGAGAAGAACUAUGCUUGAAUUUCAGAAAUCUUUCAAUCAAGAUAGGCAAGGAGGCUCUCCUCAAUUUCCCUUCACAACAUACCCUUUGCAACAUGAUAUGUAUUCUAUGCACCGUUCUCAUGAUGUGAAGAUGUUUUCGGUUCCAAACCAAGCAACUUCAGUUUCUUUAGGAAAUCCUUACUUAAAGGAUCAUUUCGCUGUUGCUGCUACUGCUGCUAAUGUCAAGCAACCGUUGCUGGGAGGAAUCCCCGUGGCGACGGCUCAGCAUUACAUUCUCCCAACUACAUGUUCAAUAGCUGGUAUCACUGAACAACCAUGGAAUAAUGUUAAGGCUGCUGUUGGGUCUUCUGCUCAAUUGACAAUAUUUUAUGGGGGUUCAGUUAAUGUCUAUGAAGAUAUCUCCCCUGAGAAGGCACAGGCAAUUAUGUUCUUAGCUGGGAGUAGUUCGUGUUUGUCUUCUAAUGCUUCGAAUCUGAAAGCUCAAAUUGUGUCACCAAGCUCAAAGUUGGGAGCUUUUGAUGGUCUCCCUCUCCCAAUGAAUCAACCGAAUAUGAAUACACCGAACGCUGCGCUUUCAAGGUCGUUGUCGGUCUCUUCUCAUACAGGUAUCCCAUCAGGGAGUGGUUCAUCAAGUAAUGAUGAAUUGAUGUCUGUUAAAGCAGUUGUGAGCAAAGUAGACCCUCCUAAGAUAAUGAAUGCAACUAGAUCAGUUGGUGCAACUGCUAUUAUGCCUUCUGGUAUGCUUUUUAUGUUCAAAUUGGGAUUUUCUAUGUUUGAUCUAUACAAGUAUUACACUAAGAAAAUAUCAUUCUUAUGCAGCCAUUCCACAAGCUCGCAAAGCAUCUUUGGCUCGGUUUUUGGAAAAGCGCAAGGAAAGGAUGAUGAAUGCAAUUCCAUACAACUUCUGCAAGAACUCUUCUGAAUGCACUGCAACCGAAUCCAAUGGUGCGAAUUUUUCGACGAGUACGGCUAUAGAGUCUUUUCAUUAGCAAGGGAAAUUAGCUGUGACCUAUGAUGCAAUAUUAUUAGAAAAGAAACCAUAAGUUGAUGCAAAUUUUAUGUAGCAUGUGAAAAUAUGUAAACAAGUGGUUUUUAUUAUUAUUAUUUUUGGUCAAAAAAACUGUUUUAUCUUUGACAAUUUUAGAUGUUAAAGUACUUUAACAUUCAUAUAUGUAACUGGUUUGUAAUUUUCCCACCUAUGUUUUUAGUAGGGAUUAUUGCUUUCCUUCUCUAUAACAUUAUUGGUUACUCCCUAUGUAUAACCAAUAUUUGUAUCCUUUUUUGUUUUGUAAUAUGGAAAUAAUUACCAUAAAAAAAUAUUGUUAUGUGCUAUAUUAAGAAACCCUUUUUGCAUUUUUCUCUUGUUCAAAGGAAACUUUUGAUAAGUCAAAUGAAUCCCCUUUUAGAUUCCAAUAAGUGAAGAAGAGAAUGUAUAAGUACACUAUAUUUUCUUUCUUAUUGAGAUCUAAAUUUGGUUACUUUCCCAAGUUAAUGAAACAAAAGUUUGUUAUUUUCAUUUUUCAUAUCUAAUUUGGGAUGUUGGGGUCAAACUUUAAAGAGUUUAUUACUAAACAAAGACACCCAAAAUUAGAAUUAACUAGUGUGUUGUGUUUUGUUUAAUAAAUGAAAUUGAUUAUUUUAAGUGGUUUUA